AUGGCGAAGGUCACAUUGCAGAGCUCAGAAGGGCAAUUGAUUGAAGUUGAAGAGGGCGCUGCUUUACAGAGCGAGUACAUCAACAAAAUGUUAAUAGAGAAUACAAGUGCAAGGGCGCAGGGCUCCCUUUUUUGGUGUAUUGUCGUCCCCAAUGUUUCCAAUGAAAUUCUAAAGAUGGUAAUGAACUACUGUGAAUACCAUUUCCACAAUAAUACAUACAAUGAAGAUGUGAAGAAUUCGGAUGAUGAAUUUGUGGAAGGGCUUAAAACUGAUGGAAUGAAGCUCCUCAAUGUUGUUUAUGCUGCAAAUGAGCUGCGUGUGAAGAGUCUUAUGAAGUUGACGUGCAAGGCUGUGUCUGACAUCAUCAAAGACAUGAGCAUCGAGAAUGUUCGACAGUUUCUUGGCAUCCAAAAUGAUUUCAGUAAGGAGGAAGAGCGAAAGAUCAGGCAAGAAUAUGAAUGGACUUUCCAUGGAUUUUAG
Messenger RNA from Cryptomeria japonica (Japanese cedar), 480 nucleotides. Its product is annotated as SKP1-like protein 10. The record is from RefSeq and is a predicted model, not a curated record. The transcript has a single exon. Gene Ontology annotation, molecular function: cullin family protein binding. Gene Ontology annotation, biological process: SCF-dependent proteasomal ubiquitin-dependent protein catabolic process. Gene Ontology annotation, cellular component: nucleus; cytoplasm. Bases 1 to 480 code for a protein of 159 amino acids. NCBI's taxonomy places the organism in Eukaryota, Viridiplantae, Streptophyta, Pinopsida, Cupressales, Cupressaceae.